AUGGCUGCGGACUCGGAGGUGCUGCACUUCCAGUUCGAGCAGCAGGGCAACGCCGUGCUGCAGAAGAUGAACCUCCUGCGGCAGCAGAACCUCUUCUGCGACGUUUCCAUUUACAUCAACGACACCGAGUUCCAGGGGCACAAGGUGAUCUUCGCCGCCUGCUCCACCUUCAUGAGGGAUCAGUUUCUGCUCAGCCAGUCCAGGCAGGUGCGGAUCACCGUCCUGCAGAGCGCCGAGGUGGGCAGGAAGCUGCUGCUGUCUUGUUACACGGGGGCUCUGGAAGUCAAGAAGAAGGAGCUGCUGAAAUACCUCACCGCCGCCAGUUAUCUCCAGAUGGUUCACAUCGUGGAGAAGUGCACCGAGGCUUUGUCGAAAUACUUGGAAAUUGAUGCUUCCAUGGAGAACGGUAACCAGGCUGUAGAGGGAUGUCAUUCCUCAGAUGCUGAGCUGAGAAACGGGGAUGAUGUUUUAGAUAAAGAUUGUGAAAUAAUCGAGAUCUCUGAAGACAGCCCAGUGAACGUGGAAUACCCUGUGAAACAGGAGAAGGGGGACAUCUCGCAGCCUGCUGUGCCGAGUUUGAUCUUGGAAAGAAGGGACACAAAAACCCCAGAAAUAUCAACAGUUGAAAUUGGAUACAAGGAUGAUGAAAUCUGCAUCUUCAGAAUGGAUUCUGUGAGUGUAGCGAACGUAGAAAAUGAUCAUUUUCCUCAGCCUUGCACGUCCUCUAAAACAAAUUUAUAUUUUCCGGAAACGCAACACUCCUUGAUAAAUUCUACGGUUGAAAGCAGAAACGCAGAAAUGUCAGGAAAUCACUUUCAGGCUUUUGUCAGUGACAAUCCUGAAGGAACUUCUAGUCUGAUGAAUGGGUUACAGAGCCUGGACAAUUCUGGCAGUUCAUGGCGACACCAGUGUCCGAAGUGUCCGAGGGGAUUUCUGCAUCUUGAGAACUAUCUCAGACAUCUAAAAAUGCACAAACUCUUUUUGUGUUUGCAGUGUGGCAAAACAUUUACACAAAAAAAGAAUCUCAACAGACACAUCCGGGGGCACAUGGGCAUCCGGCCCUUCCAGUGCAUGGUGUGUUUGAAGACCUUCACUGCCAAAAGCACGCUUCAGGAUCACCUGAAUAUACACAGCGGUGACAGGCCCUACAAGUGUCAUUGUUGCGACAUGGACUUCAAACACAAGUCUGCUCUUAAAAAGCAUUUAACUUCUGUCCACGGAAGGAGUACCAGCGAAAAACCAAACCUGAACGAUAUUACGAAAGUUGAAAUAGACUAUGAUUAA
Molecule: messenger RNA, 1284 nt
Organism: Eurypyga helias (sunbittern)
Lineage: Eukaryota; Metazoa; Chordata; Aves; Eurypygiformes; Eurypygidae
Gene: ZBTB6
Product: zinc finger and BTB domain containing 6
Exons: 1
Coding region: 1-1284 (427 amino acids)
Biological process (GO): regulation of transcription by RNA polymerase II
Molecular function (GO): protein binding; DNA-binding transcription factor activity, RNA polymerase II-specific; RNA polymerase II cis-regulatory region sequence-specific DNA binding
Source: RefSeq, a predicted model, not a curated record